This is a messenger RNA of Phaethon lepturus (White-tailed tropicbird), 681 nucleotides long. Its product is annotated as dentin sialophosphoprotein-like. The record is from RefSeq and is a predicted model, not a curated record. Lineage: Eukaryota; Metazoa; Chordata; Aves; Phaethontiformes; Phaethontidae. The annotation marks the transcript as partial. The transcript has a single exon.
GUAUCCAUCAGGAGGUUAGACUAUUCACCUUGGCCAUUUAAAUCUGAACAAACAGUCUCUGUAGAGAUCAUUUACGAAGAGGUUAAAAAAAAGGCAAAUGAAUCCAGUGGUGGUCUCAGUGAAGAAGAUGACAGUGACAGCGAUGCCAUAAGUAAUCAUGACUAUACAAAGCGUGAUAUCAUAAGUAGAGUACCUCGCUCCUCUGACACGCCAAAUGCAUUUGUGCAGUACUCUACAAAUAGUACAUGUGAUGACAGCAGCAGCCAGGCAAGUGAAAAUCCAGACGCUGACCCAGAAGAUUUUGAAGAGCAUGAGGCGGACAUUGAAGAAGACAAAGACACAAGUAGUGAGUUACUUAAUCCUUUCUCUGAGGUAAAUUGUAACUAUUCUUCUAGGCGAAGGAACAGUGCUUGCUUUACUAUUAACUUAGAAACUGUGCUGUUGGGAGCCUCUGAAGAGAACAUGGAUAGUUCUGCAGCUCUUCUUUCUUCCCGAGAAGAUACAGUUGACUGGCAAUGUACUCAUGCUUUUGAAGCAAAACUCCUGGAUGACACAGAAAGUGUGCAGAAACCACGCUGUGCUAAUGGCUCCUGUGAAUGGCAAAAUUCUUCUCGUUCUUCUGCUGAAAGUGACUCAUCAGAUUCAGAUACGGACCAAAAAACUGAAUACAUAAGAAGAUGA